Vollenhovia emeryi is the source of this 1420-nucleotide messenger RNA. RefSeq names its product FACT complex subunit SSRP1-B-like. The transcript is spliced from 3 exons. Bases 201 to 569 code for a protein of 122 amino acids. The record is from RefSeq and is a predicted model, not a curated record. Lineage: Eukaryota; Metazoa; Arthropoda; Insecta; Hymenoptera; Formicidae.
AUGCUGAUGUGAGCGACACCAGAGUCGUGUUUGUCUUUUGAAAAACAGUGGACGGUCUUUCGCGAUACAAAUGUCAACGUGACAACUGUCCCUGAGCAAAAUCACCGGGUCGGGGCCGGUGUGAAUGAUAAAUAAUAAAUUAUCAAGUAAACGCUAAAUUGUCGAGGCAGUCGUCGACGCUUCCGUAAGGUGAGACGAAAAUGGGGAACGCCAACUCUGCGCAACCCUCAAAGAAUCAGAAGGACCGGAAAGAGGGUCGCUGCAACGCAGAUACCGGAAAAGGUAGACAACCGGCGAACGGAAGCGGCAGAGCCGCCGGUCAAAGUUCGCAGAAUACGCACGUCUGGCCUCGAGCGACGAACCCCUUCAUCAUUUUCUUCCUGCAACUUCGCAGCAAGAAGCCAAAUGAGCAUGUCACCGUGAUAGCACGAGCCGCGGGUAAAUUGUGGUCCCGGAUGACUCUCGAACAAAGGCAAAAGUAUGUGGAUCUCGCCAACGAGGAGAAGAAACGGCGCCAGGAGAGGAAACGAAAGAGAAAACGUUCGUCCAAACGUUCGAGGAUGAAGUAACAAAGCUUGUCGAGGAAUCCGCGCAAGAUAAAUCUACACAUUACAUCGUCAUAUAAAGGCACCUGGAAACGAUCGAAGACAUAAUGACGUAUUUUUGAUUUCUUUUUUAUUUGUUAGUAGUCCUUUUUUUUAGAUCUAUGUACAAUAAAUAUUGAUGUAUUUUUAUACAUUAUUAAUUAUUUUAUCAUUUAAUUAUACUCUAAUCUAGGCGGUCAGCCGUUUUUCUUUCGUUUUUUUCGUUCUCUCGUCUGAAAAAAUUAAACUCGUAACGUUUCGUACCAUAAAUAUAUUAUUUUUUGUUAUCGUCACGACCGUUCCGCGAAGCGUCGCCCACAACGAGGGAGGGAAAUUACGCGGUUUCGGGGCAAUGUGUUCAUGGUAACGCGUUCACGCUACCAUUGUUCCUCUUUCCUUCACUUCGCGAAGGGAAAUCGACGUACGCGCACGCUUUCUCUCGCGAUUUCGAUACAAAAAAUAAUUUCGGCACGAGUCUCGCGACGCUUCGUGGAAGGGCCUGAUUGCGCGCUCCGUUAUUCUUUCCGAAACUAGAGCUACCCUCUCGCGAUAUUACAUAAUAAAAACAUACAAUAAUGAAUAUCGAACAAAGGCGUGACAUCGUAUAUGCGAAAAUUAAAAUAUAAUGUAUGAUUAUGUAGUUGUAUCCACUUUGUGUUUGUGUGUGCGUGUGUGUGUGAAUGUGAAUGUGCGAGUGUGUGUGUGUGUGUGUGUGUGUGCGCGCGCGAGUAUACAUUGUUUUGUGUACGUGCAAUGUUUCAUCAUCUGUCACAAUAGUCAAUUAUUAUUGAUAAAUAUAAUAAUGAUAACAAGUGAUAAAAAUUAUGUAAACGAUG